Trichosporon asahii var. asahii CBS 2479 is the source of this 1287-nucleotide messenger RNA. RefSeq lists its product as uncharacterized. The record is from RefSeq and is a predicted model, not a curated record. The coding region runs from base 1 to 1287 and encodes 428 amino acids. The transcript is spliced from 4 exons. NCBI's taxonomy places the organism in Eukaryota, Fungi, Basidiomycota, Tremellomycetes, Trichosporonales, Trichosporonaceae.
AUGUCCAAACCCCAGCUUAUCGCCCGCGUUCGCAGCAAGGCCGACGUCGACGCUGCAGUCAAGGCCGGAUUCAAGGCCGUCGACUACAAUGUCGAUGCUGCCAUUCCACAAGACGCUGUCUCCGGCCUUGAAGCUUAUGUCAACGUCGCCCCUAGUGUGCUGGACACUGAAGCGCCGGAGGUCAAGCACGGAACGACUGUGUACCAGAGCCCUGCUCACAGCAGCAACAUCCUCUGGGACUUGCAGAAGACCGCCCAUCUCGCGGUCCGGGACAUGGACGCAGCGCACCUCCGCCUCUUCAUCGGGAGCGGGUAUCGCAUCUCGACGCUGCGCGUGCGGAUGUCGCUCCUCGACCGGCGGUGCGAGUUGAACGGGCUGCUGCAGUGGUGUCGCGAAAACGGCGUCAAGGUGCUCGCUUACGACACGGAGUUUGGCGGGUUCCUCGAUGCCGCUGAGGGACUGAAGGAUACGGAAGAGGAGGGCGACGGGCAGAACGCCUCGCACGCCGAGUACGUCCGCUCUGCUGGCGGCUGGGAUGUCUUCCAUACCGCGAUCAAGGCGCUCGACUCCGUCGCUCAGCGCCACGGCGUGCCGCUCUCCGCCCUGUCGGCGGCAUAUGUCGCCUCGCUGGGCGUGGACGGCAUCGUCUUCCCCCCCUCGGCGCCCAAGUUGCCAACUCUCACGACCUCGGACGUGGACGCGAUCCGCGCCGCCGUCAACGACCUGAAAACACCGCGCGGUGAUCCAGGCGACGAGACCAAGUACCCCGCCUAUCUCUCUGCUCUCCCAGGUGACCCGAAGUUCAACGCUCAUCGCGCUGAGCGGAUCACUGAGAUCGAGCGUGUCGCCGGCCUGGGAGGGAGGAUUGAAGCUUCGUCCGGGGCCCGCUGGGAGCCUGUGGCGGAGUACUCUCGCGGCCUCCGCGUGGGCCGCUUCUUCGAGGUUGCGGGCACGACGGCGCGGGCACACCCGUCAGGCAAGGGAUGCCUGGGCAAGGACGCCGAGGACCAGGCGACGCAGAUCUUCGACAUUGUCGCGGGUGCCGUGCACGCUGUUGGCGGGGAUAUGCGCGAUGUGACCCGCACGCGUGUGCUGUUGAAGGACGUCGAGGACUGGCCGGGACAGUGCAAGGUCCACGGAAGGGUGUUUGGACGCUUUGGCGUCCGGCCCGUCGAUACCAUGGUUGGCGGCACUGUGCCCAUCAUCGAGGGGAGCAGGGUCGAGAUCGAAGCGCUGGGCGUCAUCGGCGGACAUGAGGGACCCCUCAUGCGGGUCGGCAUGUGCUAG